AUGCCUCACCCAGGAAACCCCUUAUACUUCAAGGAAACGAUCCCCGGCGACUGGAGCGUCAAGGACUACGUGAAGUUCCAAGUCGAGCGUUCAGAGAGGACACCCCGACAGAUCUCCGACGGGUGGCAUAGGUCGCUUAGAGUUAUAGCCGACUGCAAGGACGACUGUUGUACUCAAGACGAGAUCGAUCAAGCUAACGUUCAUCAUGGGCGGUGGAAGAAUAAGAAAACAGCGGACCGAAAGUAUCUCUCCCAGUGGCUAGAAGAACAAGAAGCCAAGAAGAAGAAGGCAAAGAGUACCAAUUCUUUCCAUAUCGGCUCCGUGGGGACGCUGUUUGCUGGCCCUGUCAAUAGUGUCUAUAAUAAUGGUGAAGGAGCUUCUUCUUCUGCUUCUGCCGCUGCUACUGUGAGUAGCGGCGAUGUACCCGAAGGGCUGCAAACUGUGGCCCCAGCGGCGGGCGAAGAAGAAAUCGGUGCGGCCAUAGCAGUCCCCAAGGACAAUAUUGACUUCCAUUAUCUCCUGAACAGCUUCAAGAGCACCUAUGAGAAGAUGGGGACCAAAACCCUCAUUAGUCCGGGGAAGUACCUCGAGACGGAGGUCUACAACACCGUUAUUGAGAAAGUCGCCGGCGGCUUCAAGGAAAUGAACCAGCUGUUCUUGUGGGUGAUUAAUCCCGACGAUCCAAUUGUAGUGGACUGGUUUCCCGAGCUAUUGGGGUGGAUUAAAGAUGAGAUAAUGCCAAUGCCGGCGGUUCAUCCGUCCGUGAUCUAUGCAAUCUCUGGAUUUAGUGGUUUUUCUACGGCCGAGGAGUAUCGUGAGUAUACGUAUACGGGAUAUAUGAAGUGUUAUGAUAAGGAGAAGAAACGCUUUGAUGCGGCCUGGGCCCAUAAUGCUAUGCGUCACCUGAUCUCCUUAGUUUGUGACACCAACGACUUGCUCUUGUCCGAUGAGCUACUUGAAGGAUCUCUGGAGUGUACACUCUGGGCUAACCUUGUUGAUCUCCUCCUCGCGGACGUUCUCGUAGCCCGACGCCGAGAUUCGUCGUUAAUGGCGUUCAAAUCCCGCCCCGACAUACUCCAAGGCACUGACCCGCAUUUCGACGCCGUCAUCUGUAACCAGGUGCGCUCCCGCACCACCAACUCUUCCCAGUUCCGAGCCCCAGAUGAGUGGGGCCUCAUUGAGGUGGCGCGUAAGAACGAUGGCCCAGACUCUCCGAAGUGGAAGAAGGACAAUCUGAAGAUGCUGAGAGGGCUCUGUGCGUUGAUGCGUUAUGUUGGGGAGUAUGUUGACUAUGACGAGGAGACGCUGAAAAAGUUGCAGUUCCCAGGAUUGAUACAGGCUGGUCUGGAAACAAUGACUAUCCGCCUCACCUGCGUGGGCCGCGUGUUCAUCAAGCAGGAGGGCGACCUGAGGAAAGUUCCUACUAGCAUCAAAACCAUCCCCCAAGCCUUUGAGCUCCUAGAGUCCCUAUGGCUGUUCAAGAAAAUGAUGGUCGACUGCCGGGAAGCUGUACAAAGCUACACAGAGCGGGAGGGGAAGGCACUUAAGCCCGUGGCUCCUACGAGCCCGAAUACAUAUUAUCGUGAGAGGCUGUAUAAACCGGGGUCUCUUUAA
Morchella sextelata is the source of this 1614-nucleotide messenger RNA. RefSeq lists its product as uncharacterized. The transcript is spliced from 8 exons. The coding region runs from base 1 to 1614 and encodes 537 amino acids. Lineage: Eukaryota; Fungi; Ascomycota; Pezizomycetes; Pezizales; Morchellaceae. The record is from RefSeq and is a predicted model, not a curated record.